Molecule: messenger RNA, 1512 nt
Organism: Diaporthe batatas
Lineage: Eukaryota; Fungi; Ascomycota; Sordariomycetes; Diaporthales; Diaporthaceae
Exons: 3
Coding region: 1-1512 (503 amino acids)
Biological process (GO): transmembrane transport
Molecular function (GO): transmembrane transporter activity
Source: RefSeq, a predicted model, not a curated record
AUGAGCCUCGGCGAUGCGAAAGAUGCCUCCUGGAUAGCCAACGCCAACUUCCUGGUAACUCUGGCAUUUGGACCAGUGCUUGGGUCUCUGGGAGACCGAUUUGGAAAGAGAUGGAUCAUCAUCGUCGCCGCCAUAUUUGGUGUUGUGGGGUCAUGUAUCUCGGGAUCAGCCCAGAAGACUACGACUAUCAUCGGCGGCAAUGUUCUGACGGGUCUUGCGAAUGCUGGAUGUAUCAUGGGGACCCCCUCCGCCCAAGAAGUCACGCCGAACAGACUCCGCCCGUGGACUAUGGGCUUCGGGCAGUUUCUUGCCAGCGUGGCUGUCAUCGGAGGAACAGUAGGCGCUGGCGCCUUCGUCAAGUUCCAUACUUGGCGAUGGUCAUACUACCUCAACGCGAUAUUCUAUGGGAUCACUUUUCUGCUUGUCACUCUCUUCUACCACCCGCCACCUCCCGGUUUGCGUCGCCAAGGGGCCCGGCUGCAAGAACUCCUUGCGAAAGUCGACUAUAUUGGCAUACUCGUCUUCACUGCCUCCCUUGCAUCCAUUAUAAUUGGUGUGACCUGGGGAGGAACGACGUAUGCCUGGGACUCGCCUCAGGUCCUCGCAACCCUGAUCGCAGGUUGUGGUGGGCUAUGCUUGUUUGGUGCCUACGAAUGGCUGGUCGUAACCGAGGGUAUCCUGGACCACCGGCUCUUCCAGUCCCGCAACUUUGCUAUUUUGAUCUUCGUUUGUGUCAUUGACGGCAUGCUUCUCCUCGGUGUGAACGUUUUGUUCGCACAAGAAAUUCCGACUCUUUUCACGACUGAUCCAGUACGUAUCAGCCUGGUACUAACGCCUUAUCUGGCGACAUCGGCUUUUGGUUGCAUUCCUGCUGGGGCCGUGAUGGCCCGUACCAAGUCAUACAGAACCAUGCUUGUAGCUGCCCUGCUAUGGUGUGCCUUGUUCACUGGCCUCAUGGCAAUGCUUAACCCUUCACGGCUGAGCUGGGCCUACGCCUUCUCGGCAAUGUUUGGAAUCGGCACCGCUGUAACUACAGUCAUCCCCAUCGUAGCGCUUGCCCUUUCAGUGCCCUCCUUUCUCCUAGGAACCGCAGGCACCUUCAGUGUCUCAUGUCGUGCACUGGGAGGAAUCAUCGGCAUCACCAUCUUCACGGCGAUUUAUAACAACAAGAUGGCAGACCGUCUACCGGGAGACGUGGGUGCGGUCUUGGGACGCGCCGGAAAAAUUGACCUUUUGCCGGACACAUUGUCGGCUCUGCAAGCUGGAGAUCCCAGCGCCUUGGAACAUGUACCGGGGCUGUCAGCGUCGCUCAUUCCCAGCAUUCUUGGCGCUCUGACAGACGCAAACGUUUACAGCUGGAAAUACGUGUGGAUCGCCAUUGCUGUGAUCGUCGCUGCGAACGCUGUAGCUGCUUGUUUUCUGGAAAGUGUGUCCGUGAGAAUGAACAACCAUAUCGAGUCAGCUUUGGAGGAGUCGGAGGCCAGAGAAAAGCAGAAGGGAGCGGUCCACUGA